AUGGACCCGGCCUCCGAGGAGCUCGAGCGCCGCAGCCGCUACCUCAGCGCGCUCGUGCGCCGCACCAAGCUCGCCGACCCGCCGCAGCCCGAGCCCGAGCCGGAGGCGGAGGCGGUGGAGGCCAAGGCCAAGGCGGACGUGGAGCCGGAGCUCAAGGCGCCGCCGCGCCCGCACGUCGGCGGCGAGGAGGGUAAGGGAGGGAAGGAGGAGGAGAGGACGGCGGUGGCGGUGAAGGCCGCCAGGGGGGAAAUGAAGGCGGCCGAGGGGAGGAAGGUGGCGGUGUGCGUGCGCGCGGCGGACAUGCCGCUGUCGCUGCAGCGGCGCGCCGUCCGGGUCGCCGUAGAGGCCGUCGCCGCCAUGCCGCGGCUCGAGAGCAAGCGCCUCGCGCUCGCGCUCAAGAAGGAUUUCGAUACAACAUAUGGGCCUGCAUGGCACUGCAUUGUCGGCACAAGCUUUGGUUCCUAUGUCACUCACUCAUUGGGAGGUUUCUUGUACUUCUCCGUUGACAAGGUCUACAUUCUUCUCUUCAGAACUGCCGUCCAGCCACUUGCUCAGCCGCAAUGA
Miscanthus lutarioriparius is the source of this 564-nucleotide messenger RNA. Lineage: Eukaryota; Viridiplantae; Streptophyta; Magnoliopsida; Poales; Poaceae. The record is from the annotation of a GenBank genome assembly.